Psylliodes chrysocephalus is the source of this 4933-nucleotide messenger RNA. NCBI's taxonomy places the organism in Eukaryota, Metazoa, Arthropoda, Insecta, Coleoptera, Chrysomelidae. The record is from the annotation of a GenBank genome assembly.
AUCAUGACAUCAUAUUAUGUGACAAGGAUAGAGCUAACAUCCGCAGGAACAUACCGGUAUUUGUGUAUCGUGUGUCAACGUCAAAACGUUUUUAAAAUGCCUUUAAAGAAGCAAGUUUUUCUUAUUACCGUUACUGUUUUAGAAGGGAGGCAUUACGUAUGGCCCAACAUGGAUUCAGCAGUUAUUACAAGAAUAGAUGAUGCUCACAAAUGUACAGGCGUAAGGAAAAAUUCAGAUGCUCCUUACUACAACGAGUAUUUCGUGUUUGAAUUCUACACAACCCUAGAAACAAUUUUAGAAAAAAAUAUUACAAUAACGGUGAUAGUUCCCUGUAAUUUGUGGAGAAAAAGAAAAAUUCUUGGAUACGUUUCCCUUGAUGUAGCGACAGUAUGGCAGCAAAAAAAUCACCAGUUUUUUCACAAAUGGGCCAUUUUAAGUACUAUGAAAACUGAAGCAUAUAGUGGACCUCGAGGAUAUCUAAAGUUGGAUAUUUCUGUUUUGGCUAAAGGAGAAAUUCCUAAAAUUCCUCCUAACGUAAUCAAUGAUGAAAUUGAAGGUAACUUACUUCUUCCCGAAGGAAAAUUUACAGAAAGACAAAAAGCUAAAUAUAUGUUUGAUAUAUAUUGUUGUAAAAAUUUGAUAGAUAAACCUUCAAAUAUUGUCCGAGAAAGAUUAAACAUUGUAGAAGAGUUAAAAGUUACUGGGCCGACGACUUUUGUUGAAGUUUCUUUUGCAGGCGUUUCAGCAAGAACAUCGACAAAAAAGAACACAUGUUUCCCAGAAUUUAAUGAAAAAUUAACAAUAAUCGACCUAUUUCCUCCUCUUUGUCAAACAAUCAAAGUUGAAAUCUGUUACGGAGACGUUAUAAGAAAAUUUGUUCAUUCUCAAACUCACAUUAAUUUGAAACAAAUAUCUAAUGAUCAUGACGAAGGUUUCCUUCCUACAUUAGGACCAAUUUACCUUCACUUAUACACGAGAAAUCCUUUAGAAGGAUACGCAGGUUCUGUAUUGAUGGCUAUCAAUACAGAAGUUAAUGAUUCUAUUUUUGCAGCUAAUAAAAAAGGUACCAUGGUCGAAAAUAUACAUCCCAUUGUCGAGCAAAAGUAUUUCGAUUCUGAAGACGUAGUCCUUUUUGGAAUAAUAUACGAGCUUACAGCAAUAAGUAAAAAAUAUGCCAAAAGGGCAAUAUCUAUAAUAAUGACUUUUGGAGAAACGCUGUGUCAAAAGAAAACCUUUGAUGGUCUAGAGGCACCUUGUGUAAAUGCGGCGAGUGGAUUGUCGCCAGAAAAAAUUGGAAAAAAUUACUAUUAUGUUAAUUUGUUUGAUGAAAAACCUUGUUUAUGGAUACUCCGGAGUGUUCCGUUUUUUAAGAAGAGGAUUUAUAACUCUAAUAUUUUAAUAAAAAUAACUCAGGGAUUGAAAAUGAAACUGAAAGAAAUAGAAUGCCUUUUCGAAAGCGAAAAUCAAAGAGAAGUAUCUGAAGAUAUUAAUCAAAAAUUGUUAGACGUAACAGAUUUUAUUUGGGCCGCAGGAAAAAAGUAUAUUGACAUUAUCAGUUCUUACAGUGUAGAAUAUAAUACAAUACUGGACGUUGAGAGAAGAAAAUUGUGUUUACAGGAAAUAAAUGAUAUAAUUAGAAAAACGAAAAAUUUUGAUGGAAAAUAUUCAAAUAAAAAAACUUUCAGAAAACUUCAGAAGAUAUAUAACAGAAUAGAGGUCUUAAUAGAUGAUAUUCAAGACUGUUGGCCAGAUAUUAUUCUAUGGUUGGUGCAUGGAAAUAAAAACGUAGCAUUUUUUAAAAUACCUGCCAGGGAUCUAAUAUUUUCUCAAAUAGACGAGGAACGGGGUCAGUUUUGUGGAAUAAAACGGACCAUUUGUUUUUACGAUCAUAUAAGAGACAAAAGACAUCUUGCAGCUAAAAUGGAUGUCAAGAUGUACCUAACUUUAGAUCGACAAAAAUUUGCAUGUCGUAUGGAAAUGCCACCAGAGGUUAAUUGUGACAGUAUUGAAUCAGUACCCAGAUGUCUAGCAACCAAAGCUAAAAAGCAAUUUGAAUUGAGAUGUUACAUUUUUCAAGGAAAAAUCGUUUCUGGAUUCGACAAAAGUGGACUGGGAGACCCAUUUGUUAGAGUUAUUGUACAGAAUCAGCUAAAAGAGACACGCGUUAUUAAUAAAUGCCUUAAUCCAAUUUGGGACCAAACUCUUGUAUUUCCAAAUAUUACGAUUGAUGAAUUUUACGUUCCUUCAGUGCUGAUGGAAAUAUACGAUAAAGAUGAAUUAAAUUCGGUGGAAUUUAUCGGUAGAGCGAUUAUUAUUCCCAAGUUGACUAUUGGUGAUACCGAAUCUGAUCCAUUAAAACUAGAGUGGUACAAAACGUAUUACAACGAUGAAGUUGCUGGUGAAGUACUAGGACUUUUUGAAUAUAUCGAGGUAUCUGAAAAUUCACCACAAUUGGAACUUCCAAAAAGUGGAAAACUCUAUAGCAUUCCCAAAGAAAUCAAACCUGAACUAGUCAAUCACAAAAUCGAAGUAUUGUUUUGGGGAAUGCGAGAUUUAGGAAAAGUUAAUUUGAUUAGUAUUAAAAGACCUAGGAUUACGGUUUUUUGCGGAGAUAAUUUCUUGCAUUCUGACACAAUUGAAAACGCGCACAAAAACCUUAAUUUUGCCAGUCAGACAAAGAGCUUGUCAUUGAUUUUUCCAGUCCAAAAAGAAUACGCGCCCCCAUUAAGACUUAAAAUGUAUGACAGUAGAAGGUUUGGAGUAUACACUUAUGCCGGUUGUCAUAUAACUACAAUUUCUUCUUUUAUAAUGACACCAAUUACGGUGGAAGAAAGGAAAAGAAGAAUGUCCGAUAUCAACAUUUGGUCAUCAGAGUCUUACGCGUCUUCUUCUGUUUCUGUAGAAAAAGUAGAAACCGUUCACAUAAAUAUUCAACCUGAAGAGGCUACUGAAAUUGUUAGUGAGGAACCGAAACGUCGAGGAGGUUUCCUGUUUCGUGUAUGUACAUUCUGCUGCAAACCGUUAUCAGAACAAGAAAAAAGAUUGAAAAAUCCCACUUUGUCAGAUACUACUUAUGAACCACUUACUGCUGUCGUCGAAGAAGACGUUGAAGACUAUGAUUGGUGGACGAAGUUCUAUGCAUCUGUGGAAAAGACUCAAAAUUCAAAUCUGCAACCAUUGAAACGAAUAAGUACAUUAAAGGUCUACGAAAAUGAAUUAGAACAACAACCAGAAUUUAAAGGCUUCACAGAUAUGCUAACAUCUUUCGAAAUAAUUAAAGGAAAGCGAUCUGGAGACAGCAUCAUCGACAAAGUACAUAUAAGCGGUAUUUUUAAAGGAUCAGUAAAAAUUUAUCAAUGGCCUCUAGAAGACGAUAGGCAAUACGUUAGCAAUGAUGGUUACCCAUUAGAAGAAGGCGCUUUUAAUAAUUAUCCUGAAAAUAUACCUUUAAGAUAUCUUUUGAGAGUUUACAUGAUCAGAGGAUUAGGACUGAGACCGAAAGAUUUGAAUGGGACAUCCGAUCCCUACCUAGUUUUGAAAUUAAACGACAAAGUUCUUAAUGAUAGAGCCCAAUAUAUCCCUCGGAAUGUCAAUCCAAUUUUUGGAAAAUGUUUCGAGUUAACUGGCACAUUUCCCCAGGAUUAUUUGUUAAAAAUAUUGGUGUGGGAUAUGGAUGUCGCAUCUAUGGAUGAUUUGAUUGGAGAAACGGAAAUUGACUUGGAGAACAGAUUUUAUUCGAAACAUAUGGCUAGUUGUGGAAUUGCUGAAACAUACGAAGAAACCGGCUAUAACGCAUGGAGAGGCCAAAACAGACCUUCAACGAUUUUAGCAGGAUUGUGCAAGAAAUAUAAUAUUCAAGGACCUGUAUACAAAGCAACAUCAGUUAAAGUGGGAAGCAAAGAGUUUAUAGAAAAGGGAUUUGCAGCUUGUGAAGAUCGGAACAGGGACAUUGAAGUUCUGGCGCUGACCGCGCUACGGCGCUGGAGGGAGAUGCCACUUGUAGGGUUCUCUUUGGUGCCUGAACACGUGGAAACGAGAUCACUCUUUCAUCCAACGAAACCAGGUAUCGAACAGGGAAAACUGCAGCUUUGGAUAGAUAUAUUUCCAGCAUCGGAUCUGCCACCUCCGCCAAAAGUGGAUAUUAAAAUUAGAAAACCGGUGAGAUAUGAAUUGAGAGUAAUUAUUUGGAAUACAGACGAAGUUGUUUUGGACGAGGACGAUUUUUACAGUGGAGAUAAAAAAUGUGACAUUUAUGUGAAAGGGUGGGUAGCAGAUCCUUCACAUUCACAGUACACAGAUGUACACUACAGAUCCUUGACUGGCGAAGGAAACUUUAACUGGAGAUUUGUUUUCCGCUUUGACUAUUUAGCAACAGAAAAUAAAAUUGUUAUUAAAAAGAAAGAAAACCUUUUCGCCAUGGACGAAACGGAGUAUAAAAUACCUUGUACUUUAACUCUUCAGAUAUGGGAUAACGAUACCUUCUCUAAAGAUGAUUUUAUAGGGACUUUAACAUUGGAAUUGCCAAAACUAAGUAGACCAGCUAAGGCAGUAAACAAAUGCACUUUGCAGAUUUUAGAAAAAUCAGCACCAACUGUCAAUUUAUUCAAAAUCAGAAGGACUAAAGGAUGGUGGCCGCUAAAAGGACUUGAUAGCAAAACCAAAGAAGAAAUAUGCACGGGCAAAGUUGAAGCAGAAAUGGAGUUAAUAACUCUUAUAGAUGCAGAUAAAGAACCUGUAGGAUUGGGAAGGAAUAAUCCUCAUGCACUCCCGGCCCCAAAUCGGCCAGAUACGUCAUUUUCCUGGUUCAGGAAUCCACUGAAAGCCAUAAAGUUUCUUAUAUGCAAAGUUUACAAAUGGAGACUGAUUCUUUGUGUUCUAAUUAUGUUGGGAGUUAUUAUGGCAAUAUCUUUCUUUUACUCAUUACCGACUACUA